CGUACGAUCACACAGCAACAAAAAAAGUAAGCAUGGCUUCGAAGAGAAGAAUAGAUACGAUUUUACGACAUGUUAAUGCUGAAAAAGCUGUAAACUCAGAAGAAUGCACCGAAAAUACACAGAAUAUUGUAAUGCAUGCAUGCGCUGCUUUCGCAGAUAAACCUAGGAUACCGAAAAGAAAGCAAGAACUGCUGAAAUGGAAUGGUUGGGGUUACAAAGAUUCCAUGUUUGAGUUGGAUCAAAAUGAACAAGUUCGUUUUGCUGGUAACAGGUAUAAAAUCUGUGGGAGUUUGCCUCAUUUCAAGUCAUGGAUGUUAACUGUUCCGGGUGUGAGCCUAGACCACACCACACAACCGCAGGCAUCCAUUCGAAAUGAGGACUUACCAAGAAUAACACGCAAUGAAGACUUCAUGACAGAACUUCACAAGUCUGGAAUCUCCUUUUCACUUGACGGGCAGGACAGGCUGUUCAGGGCUCAUGGUCAUACUUUGCAUGAGGUGUUUGUAUUGAGGGAAGGCAGAUUUGAAAGAAUUCCUGAUAUUGUUAUAUGGCCAACAUGUCAUGACCAAGUUGUGAAGUUAGUGGAUAUGGCUGUAUGUUAUAAUGUAUGCAUUAUUCCAUUUGGUGGUGGUACUACUGUGACCAGUGCUCUCGAGUGCCCUGCUAAUGAGCAAAGAAUGAUCGUUUCAUUAGACAUGUCACAAAUGCGUCGUAUUUUAUGGGUUGAUGAGAAAAACCUGACUGCUCAUGUCGAAGCUGGAAUCACUGGUGUUGAUCUUGAUGAGGAGUUGGCUGCCUUUGGUGUGUGUACAGGUCAUGAACCAGACUCAAAUGAAUUUAGCUCAUUAGGAGGAUGGGUGGCAACAAGAGCGUCUGGGAUGAAGAAGAAUCUGUAUGGUAACAUAGAAGAUUUAGUUGUGCAUGUACGCUUUGUUACCCCAAAAGGAGUAAUGGAGAAGAAUUGUCAGGUACCAAGGAUGUCCACCGGUCCUGAUGUCCAUCAUGUUAUUAUGGGCUCUGAAGGAACGCUAGGUGUAGUGACAGAAGUUACCCUUAAAGUCCGUCCACUUCCCCCGUGCCAAAAGUAUGGAUCUGUUGUGUUCCCAAGUUUCGAGCCAGGUGUCCACUUUGUACGAGAAGUUGCAAGACAGAGGUGUGCCCCAGCAUCAAUACGUCUGAUGGAUAAUGAACAGUUCAAAUUUGGCCAUGCAUUGAAGGCACCAAGUUCAUCUAUUUGGGCCUCAUUGAUGGAUAGUAUCAAGAAAUUCUAUGUAACACGGAUGAAAGGAUUUGAUCAAGAUAAACUUGCAUUUACAACAUUACUUUUUGAAGGAACCAAAGAGGAAGUUGCGGCACAGGAGAAACGAGUAUAUGCCAUUGCAUCUCAAUUUGGGGGCUUGGCUUCAGGGGAAGACAAUGGGCAACGAGGCUACUUGAUGACGUAUGCCAUUGCCUACAUCAGGGAUAUAGGUCUUGAUUAUUAUGUCAUUGCCGAGUCUUUUGAAACGUCAGUCCCUUGGGAUAGGGUGCUUGAUCUGUGUCGAAAUGUUAAGGAACGACUUGCUAGGGAGUGUCAGGAACGAGGGGUACAGUACGCCCCCUUAGCGACGUGCCGUGUCACUCAGACCUACGAUGCUGGUGCUUGUGUUUACUUCUAUUUUGCAUUCAGCUACCGUGGUCUUAGCAACCCAGUUAAAGUUUAUGAAGAGAUCGAGAAUGCAGCUCGCGAUGAGGUUUUGGCCAAUGGAGGCAGUCUAUCUCAUCAUCAUGGAAUUGGCAAAAUUAGAAAGAAGUGGCUGAAGCAGACUGUGUCAGAUACUGGUAUUGGAUUAUUAAAAGCCAUGAAAGAACACAUUGAUCCACAAAAUAUCUUUGGUAAUAAUAAUCUCCUUUAAUCUGUGGAUUAGUUUAAUAGAUAUAUUAAACAAAAAUAGAAUUAAUAAAUUGAUUUUUGAAACAUAAAAAUUUCAAAAGAAUUGUCAUAUAGUACCGUAUUCAUGUAAUUUUAAGGGAACGCAUUUUUUAUAAAAUGUUCUUCAAUUUAGGUAAAAUAAAUCUAGACAGAAAGUGACUGAACUGAAUGGGUUAGGCAUAAAGGGAUUAGGUGUGAAUAUUGUUUAUGCUAAUCAGAUCAUGUCAUGAUUAGUUAAAUAAAUGGACUAGGGUACUAAUAAAUAUUGAAACCCUGUAUGCAGACAUAAUGAAUGAGGUUAUUUUUUGCAAUUAAUUGUUUGUUAUGACCAGUAACUUUUGUUUAUAUACAAGCAGCUUUAUAAAUACUGUUAUAUCAACGAUAAUGAUCUUUAUACUGUAUAUAUCUUUAGGGGUAUUUAGUGCAUAGGACACCUGUUGGGGAACUCCUGACCCUCAAUGGAGAAGAGACCAAUCACUUCAUUGCAGGGUUGGAGGGCCUUUGGUGAGAAAAACCAUGGUUCAUCAAGGAGAAAAAAAAUUAUAUGUAUUUUCUACAUGUUAGUGGACUGUAAAAUCAAUUAAAUAAGCCUUUGAAACUUUAAAUUGUCUGAUUUUUCUGGGUAUUCGCCCCCUGGACCACUUUCGAAAGAUUUUGAGCAAUGCCCUACCACGGUCACUUUGCUCUCGUUGGGGACAUCGGGCCCCCCCCCCGUCGGGGACCUCAUACCCCCUGUUGGGCCAAUCCUGCCGCCACCCCUGCUUCAUUGGGAACAAUGCUUUGAAAAAACUUUUUUACACUGUCAUUUUGGAGUAUUUUAGGGGUGCCUAUUCCUAAAAUUUGAUUGCCUUUGCAUCAAUGAGGCACUGAGGUGUUCAGGUAUGUCAUGUGUGGGGAGGAUCCCCUCCCAUCAGGUGUGUGGGACCUAUAAGAAGGGGACCCUACCCUCAGAUGAUUCCUCUUUACUCAUCAGGUGUGUGGUGAGCAUAUUGCUUUUGUUGUAUACUAUUCCUAAUUUACUUUGAAAAAAAAUAUUUUAACAGUUUUGGUGAAUGGCGAUUGAGUUUAAAGGUGGAUUAGUGUAAUGUGUUUAUCAGUUUGUUUCAUCAUUGAAAUAAAGGCACAAUGCCCACACACAACAAGAGAACAGUAAACAACAUAUAAUUUAUAUAAAUAAUAUUAAUUUCCAUCUGUAGUGCUUGUGAUCAUUAUCAAGAGGUCCGACUCAUGGUUUUGUUGGAAUGUAAUCCCAUUUCAAAAAAUACUGCCACGAAUGGGCUAGUCUUAAAUUGACGAUUUUCAAGUUUUCAACGUUCCAUUGCGUGCAUACAAAAUCAGGGCACUCAGACCCCUUGCAAUUCUGUACUCUUAGUUAUUGUCUAAAUAUUAAGAAUCUCUUGAUUAUGUUUUUAGGCCUAUUAUUAAUUUAUUUGUUCAAAUGAUGAUUGAGAGUAUUAAAUUAUAAAAAUUAUGUAUUAUGAUAAGUGUAUUUAUUAUUGUUGUUGAUAUUAUCUACCACUUCCAUUUUGAAAUCAUUGUUGUAAUAUAAUUGGAUUAUAAUCAAAUAAUAAAUAAUAAUGGACUGGUCCACUAAGCCUGCCACUUAGAUAGUGUUGCUAAGUGACGGGGAGAACACGUAAACGUACGUAAAGACGUACGCUUGUGAGACAAGUGUGUAUUCCUACACACUAGGGUGUGGUAUCGUAAUAAACAAAAACAUAAUUAUAGUGAAA
Molecule: messenger RNA, 3645 nt
Organism: Anneissia japonica
Lineage: Eukaryota; Metazoa; Echinodermata; Crinoidea; Comatulida; Comatulidae
Product: alkyldihydroxyacetonephosphate synthase, peroxisomal-like
Exons: 20
Coding region: 33-1895 (620 amino acids)
Biological process (GO): lipid biosynthetic process
Molecular function (GO): alkylglycerone-phosphate synthase activity; FAD binding
Source: RefSeq, a predicted model, not a curated record